This is a messenger RNA of Trichoderma breve, 588 nucleotides long. RefSeq lists its product as uncharacterized. The record is from RefSeq and is a predicted model, not a curated record. Lineage: Eukaryota; Fungi; Ascomycota; Sordariomycetes; Hypocreales; Hypocreaceae. The transcript has a single exon. The coding region runs from base 1 to 588 and encodes 195 amino acids.
AUGGACGUGGACAGUCCUAGUAAUCAGCCUGUUACAACAGGUUCAAACGAGACCGACACGGAGAUACGAGAGAAGAAACGCCAAGAAUUUCAGCAGGCGCGCAAAGAACUGAGGGAAUUGGUCGAAGACCUUCCAGACGGGCUCGAUGGACUGGCUGGUGAUAUCACCCAUUUUGAAGAGGAACUCGGGUGUGAUGUCUAUGCGAUCGAGAAGGAGCACCAAUCAUCUGAAGAACGUUACAAAGAUGCCUUGGGAGAAUUCAAGAGACGAUGGAACGACGCUAAGAAGAAUUUCGAACAACCAUUCUACUUUUAUUGUCAACAAGCUGCUCAGGAUGCAGUGGUAGAGCUGCUCUACAGCCCUGUAGAGGCAUUUAUGACUGAGUUCCAAACUCUUCAACAGGCCUCCGAGGUGGAGAUCAAUCAUCCUGAAGUGUCGUUCAAGAAGGAUCUUAACAGCCUUCGAGAGAGGCUCGAGGAACGUAAAUGGACGGCCUUGUGUCUUAAGGAGAAAUUGGGUGAGACGGUGGAGAAGUUGGAAAAUGCAUGUAAGCGUGUGGACGAAUUAGAGAAGCUUGCGAAGCAGUGA